CUUCUGUUGGUAUGGCUGUGUAUGUGGAUCAUCGAACAGAAGCUCCUGAUUCAGUUGCGUCCCCUUCUCACAUAGCGUGGCACCCACUUCAACCACUCCUGGCCGUGGGUUCCAUCAGCACAGCAGCUGGGGGCUGUGUGGAUAUCUACCUGGAACAGGGAGAACAUGUGUCCGAUGCACAUAUUGAGAGAAGCUUUCAGGUCACAUCACUUUCCUGGCACCCUUCCAGACCAAUUCUUGCAGCAGGCUGGGAGACAGGAGAAGUUGUGAUACUUAACAAACAAGACAAGGAGCGCCAUGAUGUACCGCCAAAUCAUAAUGACAAAAUUACAGUCCUAAACUGGAGUACAAAUGGUACCCGCCUUGUCUCUGGUGAUAGGCACGGUGUCUUGGUUCUAUGGAGAAUGGACCAGCGAGGCAGAGUGCAGGGUCCUGCCCUACUGAAACUGGAGUACGGAAAAUGUCUGUCUCACUGCAUCUUUCGACCACCCCCUCCUGGCGAGGACUUUGUACAGCUGGCAAAAGCGGCUGUGAGUGGUGAUGAGAAGGCCUUGGAUAUGUUUAACUGGAGAAAAGCUGGAACAGGAGCACCUCUGAAAAUGGGAUUCCAGGAAGGGCUCUCCUUCUUUAUCACUUUGACAGAUGGUUCUGUGCAUUAUGUGAACGCCAAAGGAAAGACAAGGCAUGUAUUGUCCACAGACAGUCUGGUCCAAAAGCUGGUUUUCAUGGAGGAAAGAGGUGUUUUAGUUGUUAUAACAGAGAACCUGCAGUUGUCCUUGCAUGCAAUUACUCUUGAGGGAGAGGCAGAAGAGCUCAUGAAGGUGAAGUUGAGUGGGAAGACAGGUCAUUAUGCAGACAUCAUUUUAAUAGACCAUAGCCUUGUUGUUACAGCACUAGGUGAGACCGUCAUCAGGUUCUGGGAUUUGGACCGAGACGAGAACUAUGUGCUCUCCCCAGAUGUGCAAUUUGGCUUUGAGGGAGGAGAAUGUAUUAACUGUGUUUCUUACUGCAGUGCUAAAGGUCUCUUAGCAGCUGGUACGAACAAGGGGAGAAUAGCUGUGUGGAGGAAAGCAGCAGGAUCUGAGCAGAGCACACGGGCUUUGGAGGGCAAAGAGAAGUGGAAGCUCCAGGCACCUACAGAACUUGAAGGAAAUGUCACUCAGAUAAAGUGGGGCUCCCGAAAAAACCUGCUGGCAGUGAACAUGGUCAGCUCUGUGGUGAUCCUCAGGGAGCAGGCAAUGGCGUCUCAUUUUAAUCAGCAAGUGGCCGUUGUACAGGUGUCUCCCACCCUGUUUGAUGUGACCAUCUUCAGCACAGGAACCACACACAGUCUUUGUGUUGAUAUGAAUGUUAAUGGAGUCUUCGCUACUAAGGAUGCCGUAGUAUUCUGGAAUGGGAAGCAAGUGUCUGUGUUAGAGUACUCAGGAGAUACCUUCAGAAGUGCAGGCUCUUUUCUUUGUGACUCUCCAGUUCUGUCCAUGCAUGGAGAAAACCUGUACACAGUUGAGCCGUAUCAGGUCCAGGUCCGCACUUGGCAGGGCACAGUUAAACAGCUACUGGUGUUCUCUGAAGCAGAGGGGAAUCCAUGUCUCUUGGAUGUCUGUGGAAAUUUCCUGGCUGUGGGAACUGAUUUGGCUCACUUCAAAAUCUUUGAUCUCUUUCGCAGAGAGGCAAAAGUGCACUGCAAUAGUAAGAAUUUCUCUGAGCUGUUUCCUGGCCUCGGAGGCAUUGCAUCUGUCAAGUGCAAUGCUAACGGCAAUCAAGUCAGCAUCCUUGUUAGCAAGGUGGACGGGAACAUUGAUUCCAAGAUCUGUUUCUAUGAUGUUGAAAUGGACAAAGUUACACUCUUUGAUUUCAAGGCUGAACAGGGAAAUGGUAGAGAGAAGCCUUCCUCUGGACAAGGCAUUGACAAAAUGGACAAGCUGUUCUGUGGCACAUACAUUAGAAAUUCUAGUAGCAAGGCAGCAAACUGCAGCGAACCAGGAAUUGUCAUGGAA
Pterocles gutturalis (yellow-throated sandgrouse) is the source of this 1997-nucleotide messenger RNA. RefSeq names its product intraflagellar transport protein 140 homolog. The record is from RefSeq and is a predicted model, not a curated record. The transcript has 15 exons. Gene Ontology annotation, molecular function: protein binding. The annotation marks the transcript as partial. Gene Ontology annotation, cellular component: intraciliary transport particle A; ciliary basal body; axoneme. Gene Ontology annotation, biological process: intraciliary retrograde transport. Lineage: Eukaryota; Metazoa; Chordata; Aves; Pterocliformes; Pteroclidae.